Antechinus flavipes (yellow-footed antechinus) is the source of this 7428-nucleotide messenger RNA. RefSeq names its product basic helix-loop-helix family member a15 (gene BHLHA15). Lineage: Eukaryota; Metazoa; Chordata; Mammalia; Dasyuromorphia; Dasyuridae. The coding region runs from base 1012 to 1539 and encodes 175 amino acids. The transcript has 2 exons. Gene Ontology annotation, molecular function: protein dimerization activity. The record is from RefSeq and is a predicted model, not a curated record.
ACUAUUGUGCUGUAAGAAAUGAAGGAUGGUGUCAGAGAAAUCUAGAAUGACUUGUGUGAACUGAUGCAGAAUCAAAUGAUCAGAACUAAGAGAAUAAUUUCUACUCUUACAGCAACAUUGUAAAGACUUCCAACUCUGAAAGACUUGAGCAACAAAGACUGUAUCCAACCACAGACCAGAAGACGGAUGAAGUAAUCUAGCCCCUUUCAGACAAGGAGGCUAUCAAUCUCGGGUGCAGAAUGAGACUUACACUUUGGGUCGGGGAUCUGCUGUUCUUGAUUAUACAUAUUUGUUACGGGGGUUAUUUAGGUGGGGAGAGGUGAGAGAGUGAGAGAGAGAGAAGCAAUGUUUGUUAAUUGAAAAUUUUUUAAAGAAAAAAAGUCUUGCCCCUGCCACCCGAGGUGGCCCAGCCGGUCAGGUAACGGCUUGGGACGAGAUUUCCUCCUUAAGCUCCUUCAGACAAUGCUAGUUCUGUUCCUCCCCCUGCCUCCGGGCUGCUGGACGUCCCUCCCUCCCCUCCGCUCGGGGGUGGGGGAGGUGGAGGGGGUGUGGAGAAGCCCGACCCACCCCGCCAGUUUCGGUCUCUUCCUCCCCCCAACCCCCCAGCCCCAAGGCUUUCCCCCCUCUUUUUUAAGAGGGAGGGAGAUGCCGGACAGACACCGCCCCCCACUCUCGUCCCACCCCUCGAACCCAGCUCCCGCCUCCUUUCCCUCCUCCACUCCCCCCAGCAGAUUUCCUCCUUUCCUCUCUACUUCUCUCCUGCAUCCCCCCUCCCAUGCCACCCCCACCCCGGCUCAUUUACAUCCUGGAGCCGCUGGCCCAGCCCUGCCCCGCCCCACCCGGGCCCGAACUAAAGCGACGUGUCCUUGUCCCCCGUGGGCAGCCCGAGCCCGCUGGCCCCGCGCACCUGUCCCGGCCGAGCACCUGUUCCAAACCCGCUUCUCUGAUCUGCAGGAGGAAAAAAAAAUUGGAGAUAAGCCUCGGUUGUCAUUUCCCAUCUUCUACUGAAAUAUGAAGACCAAAAACAAACCCACAAAGCGCAAGAUUUUGGCGGACAAAGAGACAUUUCAUGGUGAGCCAACAUCCAGUAAACAGGACCUGGAGAAAUGUUUGAGGAGUAGGGACAGGCGGAAGGGGGAGAAGGCUGAGGGCAGCAAGGUAGGGCCUGCCAGGAAGAAGUCAUCCUCGGGCAGCCGGGAAAGCAAUUUGAGGAGGCUGGAGAGCAACGAAAGGGAGAGGCAGAGGAUGCACAAACUCAACAAUGCCUUCCAAGCUUUGCGAGAAGUCAUUCCCCACGUCAGAGCGGAGAAGAAGCUUUCCAAAAUUGAGACCCUCACUCUGGCCAAAAACUAUAUCAAAUGUCUGACCUCCACCAUCCUCAACAUGUCCAAUGGUUGUCUCCCUCCUCUGGAAGGGGAAGGAUCUGCUCACAACUCCAAAUUCUAUCAGCACUAUCAGCAGCAACGAGGAGAUGAGGAUAAUGAAGACCACCUAAAGAAAUACUCCACCCAGAUCCACAGCUUUCGGGAGGGGAGCUAGAGGGACCUCCUCCCUCUGCACCAACAUCAUGACACCUACGGCAAGGAGUAAUGGACUCUGAAAAGGUGUAACUGCUAGUCACCCUAUUUUUAUUAUCUGUUACAUUUUGGCCAACAUCUCAAAUUUUCAUGCACAGACUACUGGACGAUAUUUUUUUCCCAUACAGAAAUAGUAAAAGUGGUUCAUCUUCCUUUUAAAAAAUAACCAGUUCCUGAGAAAAACUUGAACUGAAAGCCCCUUGCUCAAUCACAGUCCCCAGAGGGCAUUUUCCACCCCUCAGCCUCAGGCACUGUGUGACUCUCAACUCUGGAUACCUGAGUGUACUCAGACAGGUGUCCAAGGCCUGAUUCUUGUAUUAUCCAUUUGAAAUGUACCUAGAGGGGAAGGAAAUGGAAACAGAAUUGACUCAUCUGGAGCCUGUUGUGACCCAGGUGGUGCUUUAUUCCUAUAAAUAUUUUGACCUUUGUAAGAGAAACAUUUCUGACCCUCUCUCGUGUGACAAAUAACAUUGUAGGAGAUUAUUUUUUGUAAAUAUUGUCAACGGAAAUCAAAAUCUCGGUCUAACCUUUUUGCGGUGGAUUCCUUUUGUUUUGGUCAGAAACCGUGAUGUAUUUGAUUUAUGUAGGGAACUCUACUAAAUGCAAAUGGCAACUCUAUAAUUCAAUACCUUAUAGUGUUAGUGACUUGACCACAGUCACACAGUUAAUAUGCCAGAGGUAAGAAAUGAAUCCAUCUUCUCUCUAACCACAGUGCCAUGCUGACAACUUCAAUCAAAUAUCAUUCUAUGACUGUUUGAAUGUUGGAAGGGACUUUCAUAAUUAUCUAAUUCACUUCUUUCAUUUUGCAGAUAAGGAAACUUUGCGCUUAGGCCAGUAAAGUGCUCACUUAUCAAAAGUGCAGCAGGGUGGGGCUAUAGUUAUUUUUUUGCUUCUGGUCAGUGAUAGAAUAGAAAUCCUGUACAACUAACUGCAGAGCGGGAGUUCUUAACCAUUUUAAUGUCAUGGAUCCCUUUGACUGUCUGAUGAAGCCCAUGAACUCUUUCUUAGAAAAAUGUUUUUAAAUAAAAGAAGGAAAUGCUAAAUUUUAGUUAAAAGGGAAAAUAAAGCAAUCCUUCCCCCAAAAAAACAAGUACACAGAUCUCUCUAAAAUCUAUCUACAAGCCUUUUUGGAGCCUUUGAAUGCCAGGUUAAAAACAUUUAUUCUAGAGGAAGUUUUACUAAGAAGGCGGGUUUUAUGUCUUUUUUUCUCCUUUUUAUGAUUUUCUAAAAGACUCUUGGAAGAAGAAAGAUGGAACCAAUUCCUGCAAGUUUGUGGAACAUUGUUGGUGAGAUCUGUACAGAAAUUCUUGCAAUUCAUGAACUAGACACAAAAAUCAUGGAUCAGUCAGUGCCUUGAAAGGACUUUUUGUAUUGGGUACAAAAAGUAUGCUUUAUACAAAAUUGGGGAGAAAAUACUCUAGGUCCUGGGCACUAGCCGCUCUAAGUGUUAAUUUGCAGACUUUCAAUGCCUUCUUUUUCAUGUGCAUCCAUCCUUGUGGAAGAAAAACAUGUUGCUUUUCUUCGUGCAGAAAUUCUGGCUUUCCCUUGGAGUCAGAUUGCCCUGUUCUUCCAGGUGCAGAGUUUUGCCAAACUCCAUUCUGCUCUCUUUUCUGGUUGGGAUGAACUCUAUCAACAAUUCUUCGAAUAGUUGUUUGUGUUCAUUGUGCAUUGUUCCAGGUGAGGGGUGAUGGGGGAAGCUGCACACUUCCCCCAUGUACAGCUGCCCACUUUCCUUGACACCCCUACUUCCCCUGUGAGUGUCUAGUUAGGGAGUCAGGUAGGAGGGGACGUGGUCCUUGUGUUCCCUUGGCUGCUGUAGAGAUCCUGGUGGGCUGCUCAGGUGCUUGAGAACUAGGCCAUAUGAGAAUCAUUUCUUAGAUACAUUUCCUUGUGUUUCAUAGCAGAAGGAGGUGGUGAACUUUGAGACAGGAAGGAUGGCACAGGGUGCUUUUGCCUCAUGAAAACAAUAGUAUUUCUUACAUGCAUAAGACACGUGUGUAAGACUGUGUUUUCUGCUUGGUAGAUUUCACAAAUACUACGUGCUCCUGGGGAGGGCUGGAAUUCUUAGUACGAUUCUCUUUGGAAUGAUAGAGGGUUUCUCCUCCAAAGAUCUUCAGAAGAAUUGUAAAGUUAAUAUAGUGUCCAUGAGCAUGAGGGGAGCUGAUAAGUGUUAAAAUGUUAUUUAAUUGAAUUAUAGUUUGAUUAUAUAAUAGGAUUGUGACCACUGAGCUCUAUGCAAUAAUCAGGGAAAUAUGCUGGUUGCUGGCUAAAGUUGGAAACUUAAAACCCAACUCUAAAUCUGUUUUUUGAGGGCAGCUAGGUGGUUUUGAAGUCAGAAAGACCCAAGUUCAAAUCCAGCCUCAGAUACUCCCUAGUUGUGUGACCCUGGGCAAACCACUUAACCAUGUUUGCCUCAGUUUUCUCAUCUGUAAAGUGAGCUGGAGAAAGAAAUGGUAAACCACUCCAGUAUCUUUGCCAAGAAAACCCCAAAUGGGGUCCCAAAGUUGCAUAGAGUGAAACAAUUGAACAAUAAAAGAUCUGUUUUAUGAUGCUGUGAUUAGAGAUGAAGUGUUUUUCAUGGGGCGCUAGAAAUAGGGUAUAUGUGUCCCCCCCACAAUCUCUUUCUAGUCCCCAACUAAAAGCAUUAUUUUCAGUGUCUUAAUGAUAGAAACUAAUAGCUACUUGACCAUGAGCAAAUCAUAACCUCUUAGCCUCAGACAGCUCUCCAAGAGUUAUAGAGAUCUGCCUCCCACAUCAUACUUCAAAUCACAGGUCCAGGAUGAAUUGACUCAUUUUCAAGAAACUGUUUUAUUUAGUGCCAAAUUAUGCCAGGUUUGAACACUCAGUAGGAAUUUUGUGACUAUUUCUAGUCAACAUCCUACUGGCUGUCUACCAGACCAUGCUUCAUAAUUUCCCUUUUUUUCCCCACUGGUCUGGUUUGGGGGAGCAAAACUUAACAAAGUGAAGGAGGCUUUGAGUCUAGGGGAGCCUCAGAGACAGAUAGCUGAGCGAACCUGAGGCAGUCCCAGUCUCUGAAUCCCAGUCGGCCUAGCGUAAAUGAACAGGGCCCCUUCAAAGUGCUUUCCUCACCACAGCUCUUUAGAUUAAUUAGGCAGCUCUUGUUAACCCUGUCUUUCAGAUGCCCAGAGAAGUUCAAUGAUUUGUCUUUGGAGGUAGGAUUCAAAUCCUGGUCUCUGGAUCCCAAGGCUACUGGGCAGGGCCCUACAAUGCUGCUUUCUCUCACCUGGGGCAAUAAAACUUUCUACCUCACGGGGUCAUUGCAAAGAAAGCCCUUUAGAGAAAGAGGUUACAUUAGAAAUCAUUUUACCAAGGAGGAAAUAGAGAGACCCAGAAAUAUUGACUUGUCCAAGAUGAAUGUGUAACUUUAUAGAUAGAAUCGGAGCUAAAAAGUUUUUUUUAAAAUAGAUAUUUCUUCAUUUAUGUAGUAUUUUAGAGGAAGAAAAGUUUAACUCUUAAAAUAUCUUUAUUUUAAUUUUCUAAACACACACACACACACACACACACACACACGGUGUCCCAAAAAAUCUUAAUGCAAGUCUCACACUAGAGGAUGUAUAUUUUAAUAAGGGAAUCAUAAGACUAAGGAUGAGGGGAUCACAUCAGGGUAAAUCCAUCCAUCCAUCCAUCCAUCAAUGACUGUUUACUAAGUGCUGUUUGUGAAGUGCCUGCUAGACCCUGGUGAUAAAAAUACGGAAAUAUGAAACCCUUUUUUGUAAGUAAUUUCCACUUUGACAGGGAUGAAAGCAAAGAAUACAUACAAGUACAACAGAAUAAAUAUAAAGAGUUGUUUGAGAGAAAAGGCACAAGGAGUUAGAAGGGUCAGGAAAGCUUCUUCUGAAGGACAAAUUCUUGGUGGGAAGCGGAGAGUGCAUUCCAGACAUGAAGGCCAAUCCUUGAUGCAAAGUUGAAGGGACAGAAGAUGGUGACAAGGUCAGGCUUGGUUGGACUGUAGAGCACAGGCGGGAAACUAAUGUACAGUGCGUCCAGAGAAAUGGGUUAGAGCAAAGUUGGGAAGGGUUUCAAAGGCUGACAGAACGGUUUAUAUUUUAACAUAUAGGCAAUAGGAAGCUACCAAAGUUUGUGGGUAGGUGAAUAACAUGGUCAGAUCAGCAUUUAAAAAAGACUAGGAAUGGACACGUGUGACUAGGAGAAUUUUAAUUUCUUAUCCAAGUGCUUAGUUGUAUUAUAUGUGAAUAUAUUUUUUCAUAAACUACAAAACAAAUUUUUUUUUUAAGUUCUGAGGUAAAAAGUCCCUCAGGAGAGAGAGAGGCUCUGGGAUCUUUCUGUGCUGGGCUCCUAUUUUUGAUACAAUUUCAUGUACUGUUUACACAAAUAGGAAAAUGAUGGCGGAAUGAGUCAGUCUUGCUGCUGCUCUGGCGUGCAGGAUACCCCAUUGGGAGAGGUUUCCAAGAGUGAAGAUUUCCCCAGGGUGCCAGUCAAUCUUUCCAAACUCACCUGGCAAGGCCGGGCACAGGAGUGAGAGGCAGCUGCUGCUGUUCUAACUAGCUUUUUUGGACUCGGGCAUUCUUAGGGCAAAUAGAGGCAUUAUGAAAUAUCAAAGGGCUUGGCAAGCAGCCCUGUUUACAUAAAAAAGGCAUGAAACAGCAGUGUCCGGCACCCCAAGGUACAGAUAAUGACUCUGAGUUUGAGUCUUAACUUUGCUGAUCAAAUACUGGUCACAGGGACUUGCUGUAACAGUCCUCCUCGCCCCAGCCACAUCUCUUACAAAGCCAAGUGCGGAGGGGCAAUCCCAUAAUAAUGCGGCUGAGUCAAACAGAGGCAGGGUGGUCCGGGUAGUGAAGGGAUAAGGUUUUAGUCCCCGUUUCAGCUUUUACUGUAUAUGACACAGGCAGAUCUAUCUACACACAUAGAUGAACCACUUAUCACUUUGUUGAUACAGGGAACUCCUAGAGAGGAACCUCCCUCCACCAAUGUUGACCAGCCCCUAUUAUUGCCAAAUUAAAUGGCUCACCUAAGUUCUCAUAGAAACCUUACUUCAUGGGAGCACAGAGGUAGAGCUCAUUUUACAGAUGAGGAAACUGAUCCAAGAUUCCUGCUCUGGGUCACGUAUCUAAUAAGUGUCUGAAUUGGGAUCUGACUCUAAGGUUUUCCUGAUUCCAACACUAUCCACUGAACCACACUGCCCCAUCACAUGAGGCACUAGAAUUCACCUCUCUCUGCCUAGGUCCUUAUCUUCCAAACGGGAACAAUAAUGCUUGUUCUGCCCACCUCCCGGGAACUACGAGUCCCAAGUGAGUUAGAGUGGAUGUGAAAGCACUCUGAAAAUCAUUAAGCGUGUCGCACAAAUGUAAGGUAGAUAAUGGAGUUCUUUGUCCUUAUAGAAAUAAAAGAUGUGCCAGAGUUCCUCUCCCCAUCCGAGUGUUUUGAAUUUCUGUAGGUGGGCCUUGGAUGAAAGGCGAGAUUUUCUCCUGAUGUACCUGAGUUUCCUUCCUUUGCAUCUUAGGCGGGGUUUACUCAAAUUAUACUCUGAACACGUUUUUACUUUCCCCAUAAAUAAUAUUAGCAAACCUGCUGCUGUGAACCUCUGGUCAGACUUUGACAGGAUUUUGUGUGAACAGUUCUGACAAGGGUUGGAACGCCCAAAGUGAACUCCUUUUCUGGUCAGUGGGCCCACCGUGCGGUGCCCGCCAAGGACACCCUCCAAGGUGGGUGCUGCUGUUGUGUGGGAUGUUGAAGAAAGACAUGUUUCCAGCACAAGAACUUUGAAAUCCAACACUGAAACCCAAAGGCCUAAUGGAAGAGGAAAGUACUGCUUAGAUAAGUAAAUUCUGUAUUGGAUUGGAUGCAAUAAAUUCAACAUGUGAUUACA